AUGGGCCAGCGAACGUUCACGGUCAUCCCGAAAUUCCCGGGUCGUGCGGAUUCUCCCGACAAACCGCCCCUACGGCCCAUGACCUCAAAACAAGUCCGGAACGCCUACAAAGCAGCCAAUAAGGGCCCUAAACUUACACGGGAAGAAUCCAGGAGACAGGAGAGGGCUGAGCAGGAAAGAAUCAGAAAGGAAUUCGAACGGGAGAAGGCGGCUGCCAAGGCAAAAGUUGCCAGGGACAAGAAGAAAGAGAAAGAGUUGGCGGAGAAAGAAGCGAAACGAAAGAAAGGAUUGCCUUUGGUGAAUGUUCGACCCAGUCAAGAAACGAUUUCAUGGUUUGUGAGAGGGAAUGGUACUUCAAAGAAGAGAGAUGCCCAUGGCAACGACAAUUUGAUGGCGAAUGCGAGUAAUACGGACACAAAUGAAGCGAUGACAAGCGAAGAACAACCACAACAACCGGCGACCAAAGCGCAGAAGCUUGAUGGCAUACAGGAAGACGAUGAGGAAAUUUCCGAUGCUGCUAUGGAAACGAUUGUCGAGGACGUACCAAAACCGUCGCGGGAAUCACCAAUGCCUCAAUCACCCGGGGGCAAGGAAGAGAUAAUCGCAGAACCUACAGAACAAACAGCAGCUCUUGUUGCAUCGGAGACCGCACUAGAAAACCCACCAAUACCCGAAAUAGAGCUAGAAGGAUUGGAGGACGAAUUAGAUGCGGAUUUUGAGGAAGAUCUGGCCCUGGGAAUUCUUGAGGAUAUUGAAGCAGCUAUGAGCAAUCCAAAAUCCAACAUGAACCACGGAGUCCAAAAGAUCUGCAACAAAAUACCAGAAGAAGCACUUGCCACGACGAAGCAACCACUGGAAGUCACUAGGAACGACGUCCCAAAUCGCAUUGCAGAAGAUUUGGGCUUAAAGCGACCUGCUGCUCCAGUCUCUUUUGCCAAACCGCCUCUUCCACAACGGAAUUUGGAACCACGAUCCCCAAGUUCACCACACCAAGAACCACCCAUGAGCACGCAAGCGAUUCUCUUCAACCUAGAUGAUUUCUUCCCUUCAUCAUCUCAACAAGUCCGAGAACUUGAGGAAGAGCUGGACGAGGGCAUAAUGCCAUCCGCUCCCUUACACUUGACCCCUAUUGCGGAGGAAGAGGAAGAGGAGUCUUUCGAUGAAGGACUAGAGAAAUCCUCAGACCAGUCCCUCUUACCAGCACUUGAACCUGCCUCGGACUCGCCACCUCCACCACCAAGACGCUUCUUCACGUCUUCUGGCUCACACGAAAGAAUGUGUCUAGCUAUUCAGAGAAGUCGUCGUACAGCUGCGCUUGAGAAGAUCCAGCAACGCGAGCGAGCUCGCAUGCAGGCUGGUAUGAUAGAGCAAGCUCAAGCAGAGUCUCGCAGAAUUUGCAAACCGCGUGAACCUACGAGAAAACCACCAGUGUUUCCCAACCCCCCUCCACAUGCAGCUCAAUGCAACCAACCACGAAAACCUCCAUUUAAGGCACCACCAACACUGCAGAAAACACCACACACCAGUACGACGAUUUCCACAAAGCGGACUGAGCCUCAACUAUCUAAACAACCUCCUAAGAAACCCUCAUCUAGACUAUCCAACAACCCUAACAUUAUGAAUUCUCGGAUUCCAUCAAAACGAGUAGAGACUCCGAAACUACACCUAUCACCACUACCGCAAGAAAGCAAAGAGAACCAGAAGCCGCCACAACAGCCUUUUGCACUUAGUGCUUCGCAAGAGUCAUAUGGCGGCGAAUGGGUUGACGAUUUGGACCUAGACCUCAUGAUAUAA
Molecule: messenger RNA, 1794 nt
Organism: Fusarium proliferatum ET1
Lineage: Eukaryota; Fungi; Ascomycota; Sordariomycetes; Hypocreales; Nectriaceae
Exons: 1
Coding region: 1-1794 (597 amino acids)
Source: RefSeq, a predicted model, not a curated record